UGGAGAGCCCGACGAGAUCGGCUCUUCAAUGGAUUCAUUAGGAACGCAUUGGGUUCUUGCCUGGAUUAUGCCCCCCAGAGCCCCAAAUCGGUAGGGGAAGGGCGGCUUGAUGUCGAGGAAUUACCGUUUGAAUUGGAUGAGAAUUUGGUAGAGAUAGAGCGCUUUUGCGAUCCAUACACAAAGAAAAUGCUUGUUGAGGCUCAAUCGCGGCAUAAGAUCUUCCAUGAGGAGUUGGUGGUGAAAGCUUUCUAUGAAGCAGAGACAGCUCACAGGGGUCAGAUGAGGGCGAGCGGAGAUCCCUACUUGCAGCAUUGUGUCGAGACCGCAGUUCUACUAGCAAAGAUUGGUGCUAACCCGACGGUAGUCGCUGCGGGGCUCUUACAUGAUGCUCUAGAUGAUUCUUUUAUGGAUUAUGAUCAUAUCUUCCAUGUGGUUGGAUCUGGUGUAGCCGACCUUGUUGAAGGGGUCUCAAAACUAAGCCAAUUAAGCAAGCUUGCUCGCGACAAUAACACGGCAAACAAAAGUAUCGAAGCGGACCGCCUACACACAAUGUUUCUCGCUAUGGCUGAUGCCAGAGCUGUUCUUGUGAAGCUAGCGGACCGACUGCACAACAUGAUGACUCUGGAGGCAUUACCCGUAGCCAAACGACUGAGAUUUGCGAAGGAGACUAUGGAGAUUUUUGUUCCUUUGGCGAGUAGAUUGGGAAUCUAUAGUUGGAAGGAGCAGCUGGAGAAUAUCUGCUUCAGGAUUUUAAAUCCAGGGGAGCACAAAGUGCUGUCCUCCAAACUAGUAAAGACAUUUGAUGAAGCACUUAUUUCAGAAGCGAUAGCAAGACUAAAAAACAGUCUCGACGAUAGAAGCAUUUCUUAUCAUCUUCUAUCUGGGAGGCAUAAGAGCUUGUAUAGUAUUUACAACAAGAUGCUAAAGAAGAAGAUAACCAUGGAUGAGAUCCACGAUAUCCAUGGACUACGAUUGGUAGUUGAAAACGAAGAAGACUGCUACCGAUCACUGGAUGUGGUUCAUAAGUUAUGGCCCGUAGUACUUGGGAGGUUCAAGGACUACAUUGCUCACCCCAAAAUAAAUGGGUACCAAUCUCUGCACACUGUCGUUCUUAGUGAAGGCAUGGUCCCAUUUGAAGUUCAAAUUCGAACAAGGGAGAUGCAUUUGCAAGCCGAAUAUGGGCUUGCUGCUCAUUGGAGGUACAAGGAAGGUAGCUGCAAGCACUCAUUUGUGCUCCAAAUGGUGGAGUGGGCUAGAUGGGUCGUUACCUGGCAAUGCGAGACGAUGAGGACUGACCGGUCUUUUUCGUUCGGUGACAAUAACAAGAUUAGGCCGCCAUGUCCGUUUCCAUCUCAUUCUGAUGACUGCCCUUAUUCAUAUGCACUCCAGUGCAACCACGAAGGCCCCAUUUUCGUCAUAGUGCUGGAUAAUGAGAAGAUGUCGGUGCAGGAAUUUCCGGAGAACUCGACCAUGAGUGAUCUAUUAGAAAGGGUUGGUGGAGCGAGCUCUAGGUGGACCCAUUACAACUUUCCUCUCAAAGAAGAGCUGAGGCCGAGAUUGAACAAUGAACCGGUGAGCAACCCGAGCCAGAAGCUGAAUAUGGGGGAUGUGGUGGAGCUGACGCCGGCUCUGCCCCGCAAGGCCUUGACGGAGUAUAGGGAGGAAAUCCAGCGAAUGUACGAAGGACAACUCAAUUUGUCCGGUCGGCACUUCCUUAGUAACUGACCAGCCCCUAUGUCGCAGUAUGCCGAUUUGUUGUAGCUCUAACCAAUUGAUUCAUUGUACAUAGCAAGUAACUGUACAGUUAGUGUAGAGUAAUUGCAAAGGAAAUUCUUGAGUUCAAAGUUCUUGAGUGGCAGUAAUGUAGGUUGAGAGAGGUUAAUUCGUUUUCUCACAUCCAGAUUUAUUAUUGAUAUUUGUUCUCAAUGGUUGUAAUCUUCAGGGUUGUAUUGAAAAAGCUAUUCUAAGGGAUGUAAGUUAACUGCAUUGAUAACUCUGAUCUUUCAUCAAAGCUUUAUUUUGCACCCCCAAUCUUUUUAAA
Ananas comosus (pineapple) is the source of this 2041-nucleotide messenger RNA. RefSeq names its product probable GTP diphosphokinase RSH2, chloroplastic. Lineage: Eukaryota; Viridiplantae; Streptophyta; Magnoliopsida; Poales; Bromeliaceae. Gene Ontology annotation, cellular component: chloroplast. Gene Ontology annotation, biological process: guanosine tetraphosphate metabolic process. The annotation marks the transcript as partial. The transcript has 6 exons. The record is from RefSeq and is a predicted model, not a curated record.